AUGGCAGCUUAUGCAGCUCUAGUUUCUGUUUUGACUAUCAUUGACCAUAUCCAAAAUCAUCCUCGCCUUUCGAUUUCCUUCGACAAGAAUCAGCUCGAAUCACUUGGCGAAAAGGUCGGUUUCUUGCUAGAUUUCAUAGAAACUGAUACUCAUGGAGUUAUAAGCGAGCAGGCACAAGUUUUAGAACGUCGAAUUGCUUCUGCAGCCUAUGCGGCUGAAGACGUAAUCGAAUCUCAUGUCGUUGACCGAAUUCAACCUGCAGGUUCCGUUGAAGUUCAUCGUCUACGGAAAGUAGUAAAAGAUAUCAUGCAUUCAAUGCGCCUAAAGAAGGCUAGAAAGGAGGAAAAUAACGCCGGUUCGAUUUCCAUGCUCGACCUCCAGGCGGUAAUAGAAGACAUGGAUUCUAUCAAGAAAAAAGUUAUCGAGUUCAGAGAUGAAAGUGGAUCCAAUGAUGAUAUGCAGCCCACAUCUACAACUACUUCAUCAAGUACACCUCUUAUUACCACCGGCAAGAAUACUAUGGUCGGAUUUGACGAGCAGUUGCUUCAACUUUUGGACAAGCUCACGGGGCAAAGGUCUAACCGGCAUAUCAUUCCAAUCGUUGGCAUGGGCGGCAUUGGUAAGACUACUCUCGCCCAAAAUGCUUACGAACAUUCACUUAUAGUUCACCAUUUUGAUAUUCGCACUUGGGUUACUAUAUCUCAAAAGUAUAGUGUCAAAGAACUUCUCUUACAACUUCUCUCAAUGAUAAGUAGUGAUAUCGAUAGUGAAGACGAUGAGCAAUUGUUAGGACAAAAGUUGCACAAAAUACUAUGGGGUCGGAGAUAUUUGAUUGUAAUUGAUGAUAUCUGGGGCGUUGAAGCUUGGGACAAUUUAAAUCUUUUCUUUCCAGAAAACAAUAAUGGAAGUCGAAUUGUUGUGACCACAAGGAUAUCGCAUGUGGCUACUCAAUUCGACUCCUCGUUGUUUGAGUUGAGUUUUCUAGAUGAGGAUAAAAGUUGGGAUCUAUUUUGUCAAAAAGCAUUUGGUGAGGCCGGUUGCCCUCUUGAACUAGAGGAUAUUGGAAAGGAGAUUGUUAAGAAAUGCAAAGGACUUCCCCUUUCGAUUACUGUGAUUGGUGGACUUCUUGGAAGGUCCCAUAUGUCGCAAAAAUACUGGAAAAAUAUUGCAAAAGAUUUAAACUCAUUUCUCAACUCUGGAGAGGACGAGAAUUGUUCGAGUAUAUUAUCUUUGAGUUACACAUACUUGCCUGCUCAUCUUAAACCAUGUUUUCUCUACAUGGCAAUUUUUCCAGAAGACCAUAAGAUUCUUGUCUCUCGAUUGACCAAACUUUGGGUGGCUGAAGGAUUUAUAAAAUCGAAGGAAUCACAAAGCUUGGAAGAGAUUGCACGAGAGACUUAUGCUUGA
Erythranthe guttata (spotted monkey flower) is the source of this 1407-nucleotide messenger RNA. NCBI's taxonomy places the organism in Eukaryota, Viridiplantae, Streptophyta, Magnoliopsida, Lamiales, Phrymaceae. The record is from RefSeq and is a predicted model, not a curated record.